AAUCAAAAGAACGUAGCACGGGAAUAAUCAAACGAAACUAUAUAUAAAAUAGAAGAAAAAUAUUCUAAUAUUAAGAAGAAUAUUUAAAAGAAAAACUAUUAAGAAAUAAUAUAAUUUUCUUUUACCUUUAAACUAUACUUUUAAAUCACUUUUUACUAAAAAUAUAAAUAAAAAAGAUAUUCUAAAUAUUUAUACAUUCAAUGUGUCUGAGAACAAUAAUAAGAUUUACUAGUGACACUGUGUAGCUUUUAAAGAAACUUUUAACACACAAAACUUGCGUCUCAUACAAAAUGUCGUGAUGUGAAAUGUAAAUUGGAAAAGCAAUAACUUGAUGAAUUUCUAUUAGAAUGUAGUUUUCACAGAGAAUCUGGUGAAGGAAAGAAAAAUCUUAACAUCAUAAACACCGACUAUAUAAAUAUGACAAUAAAUAACUGAUAAUACUUACUAAGAACUCUUGAAGAUGAUGUACGUCAAAGUGUAUUUUAUAGUGUUAUGAAUUUGGGCAAUAACGAAUUAUCUACUAAGAUAGAAAUGGAUCCAGUGAAGAUGCAAGGGACCAUAUUAUUUGCCUAUAUUGUAUAUGUUGCAAUUAGUAUGGUGAAUUAUGCUGAAAGCAGUGAAUUUCCAGAAAGAGAAUGUUGUGAUCCAAUAUAUCCACCGAUACCAAAUCCAGAACCUGUGCCUCCAGCACUUCCAACAACAACCAUUUCACCAUCGUCGCCUACACCAACAGGACGUUCAGGACCAAACAUCAAAACAGCUAUUGCUAUUUUGAACUGUAUUUUGGCGAGGCAGUUAUGUUUCGAGGAUCCAUCAUGUUCAGCAAUAUUAGAGAUUAUUCCGAGAGUAUGCGGUCCAGUACCAGUGUCUUGCAGUACAGUAACUGUUACAAAAUGUCAAGCCGCCCUGAGAACACUACAAGCGUUUCCCUUCUUUCGACCAACUUGCUUGUGCAAAGAGCCUGGAGUUGAUCCUGAAUGCAACUAUUUUCGAGACUUUCUUUUUGAUCAUCCAUGUGGCUUUGUACAGAAGAAAGAAAAAGAUCCAUAUCCCAUUGAUGCAUUGCCAACGUGCAAUCAUGCUCUGUCAGUAUGUCAGCAGGAGAGAAAGUGCAUAAAAUUGUUUGAGGACUUUAAGAUACAUUGCAAAGUCCGUGAAAACAAGUGUCGUAUGGAGGACAGGGAUCUGUGUCACGAAGCCUGGACAAAUCUACGUUUAUCUCCAAUGUUUGGAUGCAUCUGUCCUAACAAUCACAUGAAACGGAGGUGCGAUCGAAUUUUCAGUAUGGUUAAUCACAAUCCGUGCGUGGAUGUUCUAACCACUGCACAUGAUCUGUCUUACGGCACACCCACCAAUUCAAUAAAUAUAUCUAAUUUUAAAGACAAUAUCGAACCCUCAGCCACGACUUUUCCCUAUACCUUCCCUUACUUUCUCUAUCCCAAACGUAUCCCACUUGCUCUAGCAUCGCAUCGUCCUGCUAUCGAUCAGCGUCCACAUUCCUAUGAAUUUAGCAAUUAUUCCACAUUCUCUGAAUUCGGCACCAACAUGAAUGUAGAGCACAAUAAUAGGAAAAAUUUUGUAUUGCACUCGCACCUUAAUCAUGAACUUGAGCACACUCAUCUACCACCAAGGAGUGGGGUACAUGAAAAUGAUGUUACCGAAUGGCAUCAUCAUCAUCAUCAUCAUAGUAAUCGGCAUGAGGAGGAACAUCAUCAGAUUCACGACCACAAGCAAUCGACUACAUUACUGCAAGAGGAAAUCAUGGAAAUUGUGAGAUCAAUGGGAAUGGAUGACAAUUUCCAUAACCGAUUAUUUGAUGAAAAUAUGGUGUUAGUCGAUACUCCUUUGAUUGCACCACCAAGCUCACAGUAUUCAAAUCUAUAUACAGCUGGGAUAUAUCCAUAUAAUUUGACGGCAUUUCAGAGCGGCUCUUCAAUGUCAUCGAUGGAAAAUAUGUUGAUUGAUACAAUGGAUAAUUUAGAGAAACACAGCAAUCUGGAUACCCAAAUUCCCGAGUCAAGUGUUCCAGAACUACUGAAAAUACCAUUUCAGAGUACGUGUCAUAUAGUUUUGGAAGCGUGCAGAGAAGAUCCGUCUUGUUCAUCAUCAUUGCAACCUGUUCUUUUACACUGUGAAAACCAUCGGUGCAAUAGGAAUGCCUGUAUGGAAGCUCUUCAAACUUUUUAUCGUGCUCAACAUGAAGAUUUAAGUCUCGACAUUGCAUUUUGUCUGUGCAAGAAACCAUCCAGUCGACAGGAUAUAUGUCUAUCAGCUCAAGAAAAAUUGCAUCCAAUUUGCGCUCAAAAGCCUCCUGAUAAUACAAAUACACAAACCACAAAUGGUGUGAUUUAUCAAUUACCACCAACAUGCCAUGCUGUUGUGGAUUUAUGCAAAGAAGAUGAUGAAUGCAAAAUACGAUUGGAGCAGUUUGAACAGGCGUGCGCUAUAGAUAGUGUGACGCGAAAGUGUGCCGGUAGGGCCAACAUUUGUCGUUCAGCCUUACUUGGAAUUCUUGGAACAUCUCUUCGUACAACAUGUAGUUGCCAAGGGGCAGAUUUGCAGCAGAUAUACGAAUGUCUUGGAUGGCACAAAUUAUUGUGGCAAAAUCCCUGUGUCGUUGAGUCCCAGAAGGACUUUCACUUGAAGCGCCUAGCUGAGCUGGGGUUGUUGACAAUACCAACCAUGCCCAGCAUAACAACAUCCACAACUGUGGCUACCUUUGCGGGGAUAACAGAAGUUGAAAUUCCACUUCAUCCCAUUCCACCAUUCAAUUCAUAUCUACCCACCGAAGGUCCAUUUGAUACAAAUUACAUUGAAGCAUCUGAGUCAUACUCAGACUCAAUAAUCCAGCAACAUUCAAAUGAAUUAAAUUCCUCCAUUGAAGUAAAGAAUGGCAAUUUGUCUGAAGAGCAAUUAUUUGUCUUUCUGACAAGUGAAACGACAGAAGAUGAUACAACGAUUUCAACAACUACAACACCAAAGCCCGUACCAACAAGAUACUGCCUGGUGCAGAGGGCACAUCAGAAUGAUCAGCAAAUAGCUGAAGGAAAGAGCAAGAGGCUGUACCUGCUCGAUGAUCCUGAAUGCAGUGAACUCUGUACCUGCUCAGAUGGAGGAGAGAACCCAACCUUGUCCUGCUACGCACUCUGUGUCCCCAUGGUACCUUGUCGAACAUCCCUUGCAUUUUACAGCCACGCAUCCCCAGCUUACCAGGCAUUCAGAGGCCGAUGCCUUUGCUACUCAGGACGCUUCAUCUGUAUGCGUCCGCCGCCUGGAGAAUACUCCCUGCAAGGUGGAGUGUUCUUGCUGCUGGGAUAUAGCUCAACAGACGAAGCACUUUUGCGACCGCACACAAAUCUCGGGAUACAGGAUGCCGUGAGAGCACUUCAGCAGUAUAUGAUAGAACACAUAAAUAAUCAAACAUCGUGUACUUUAACAUUGUUCAACAUGACUGAUGAAAAUGUUAUAAUAUCAGCAAGACUUCCACAUGACCCCAAAGUGAAUCCAUUAGAACUUCUUCGGCGAGAGAAGGCCCAAUGUAAGUCCAUUCUAGAAGCAAUUAGCCAACAUAUAAACACACAGUAUACAGAAUUAUCGUCUGACCGACUCCUGAGUAUAUUUAAAAUGGCUGAAAUGCAAGUAAUAAUCCCGGACAUGUCUGGAUCAUCAAAUACUAUAAAUUUCCAUUUGGGAUUACAACUAUUAUUGCUAUUUCUCACUAUUUUGCCCACCAUAUUCAAAUUGUACACGAGCAUUUACCAUAUUUUAUGACAUGGCAACCACUGUACAAUAUGUUGAGAGCCAUUUGUAAGCAUAAUCAGUUAUAUGUAAUAUUAAGGCGGUGUUCUUCAUUGCAAAUGAACCCUGAUUUAUAUACUGUAUAGAAUCAAUUACACAUGUUUUAACAUGAUCUGUUGUUGUCUGUAUCUCUCUCAAGAGAUUCUAUAUUGCAGAUUCAUCGAAGAUAAACUAAGGGAUUUGCAAUAAAACAUAAAAAAAGACAAGAAGAUAUUUUUAAUAAUAAACAUUCGAUAAAAUUCUCUUGAAAAGGGAUCUAAUUGAAGUUAACUUGGGUGGUAUAGUGAAUAAUUAGUUGGUAUUCUUUCAAGAUUAUUAUACUUGAUGGCAAUGUAUAUAACAUUCUUCAAUAUGCAAUAUAUUCUACAAAAAAAAAAACAAAA
Molecule: messenger RNA, 4181 nt
Organism: Phlebotomus papatasi
Lineage: Eukaryota; Metazoa; Arthropoda; Insecta; Diptera; Psychodidae
Gene: Gfrl
Exons: 19
Coding region: 493-3771 (1092 amino acids)
Biological process (GO): nervous system development
Cellular component (GO): signaling receptor complex; external side of plasma membrane
Molecular function (GO): signaling receptor activity
Source: RefSeq, a predicted model, not a curated record